AUGGUAAUUACACCAGCAAGUGCCGAACUCCCCGCAGAGACGGCGAUGAUCAAGAUCAAGAAGUUCACAGGAGGAUCCCCACGGGAGUGGCUUCGCUGGAGCAACUAA
Molecule: messenger RNA, 108 nt
Organism: Peronospora matthiolae
Lineage: Eukaryota; Oomycota; Peronosporomycetes; Peronosporales; Peronosporaceae
Source: the annotation of a GenBank genome assembly